Messenger RNA from Vitis riparia (riverbank grape), 525 nucleotides. Its product is annotated as 18.1 kDa class I heat shock protein-like. Gene Ontology annotation, biological process: response to hydrogen peroxide; response to salt stress; protein folding. The transcript has 2 exons. NCBI's taxonomy places the organism in Eukaryota, Viridiplantae, Streptophyta, Magnoliopsida, Vitales, Vitaceae. The record is from RefSeq and is a predicted model, not a curated record. The coding region runs from base 1 to 525 and encodes 174 amino acids.
AUGGUGAGAAGACGUACUAGCCAAUGCCGGGAUUGGGAUGAAAAUGUCGUUCAUUCUAGGGUUCUAGGUGGUGGCCGACGAAGCAGCAUCUUCGAUCCCUUCUCCCUAAACAUCUGGGAUCCUUUCAAGGGCUUUCCCUUUAGUACCACUCUGUCCAACAUUCCCAACAUUGUUGGCGAAACCUCGGCCUUUGCCAAUACACGUAUUGACUGGAAAGAGAUGCCAGAAGCUCACGUUUUCAAGGUGGAUCUUCCAAGGUUGAGGAAGGAGGAAGUGAAAGUAGAGGUUGAAGAGGGAAGAGUGCUUCAAAUCAAUAGAGAGAUGAGUAAGGAGCAAGAGGAGAAAAACAACAAGUGGCAUCGCGUGGAAAGGAGCAACGAGAGGUUUCUUCGUAGAUUUAGGUUGCCAGAAAAUGCCAAGACAAAUGAGGUCAAAGCUUGCAUGGAGAAUGGCGUGCUGAUUGUGAUGGUUCCGAAAGAAGAGGUGAAGAAGGCUGAGGUCAAGGCCAUCGAAAUUUCUGGCUAA